Molecule: messenger RNA, 546 nt
Organism: Caenorhabditis elegans
Lineage: Eukaryota; Metazoa; Nematoda; Chromadorea; Rhabditida; Rhabditidae
Gene: T14G12.6
Product: DUF281 domain-containing protein
Exons: 5
Coding region: 1-546 (181 amino acids)
Source: RefSeq, marked reviewed
AUGAAUACUUUAACUUUAUUUCUAACUAUUCCAUGUUUUAUGGCAGUAACUGAAUGUUGUAUGCGAAUGGUUCCGCCGGAUGAUGUCUAUAUACCUAGUACCCUGGCUCCUGGGGAAAGUACAAUGGCUCCGGUGACUGUUCAUACCACAAUAGCUGCAGAGGAAACCACUCAGGAAAUGUUGACAACGCCCGCAAUGGAGUCUUCAACUGUGACAGAAAAAUAUUGUGCAGUUAGUGCAGCUAAGUGUCCGGAUUUGGCGUCAGUGGUCUCGGCCAAUGUAGUCAUGACAACUGACUCGGACGGUUGCAUUGAGCUCACAUGUGAAAUUGGUGAUUUUCCAAUUGCUGUUGCUGCAUUUGCUGAUAGUGAAAUACCGCCACCUACAGCAGCAGCGGAUGAACUUGGAAUUCUUCCACCAAACAGUCCAGAACAAAUUGUCCUUGGGUUGAAUGCAUACUAUGGGCUUGUGUGUGAUAAUGAUAAAUUGAGGGCCACGGAAUACCCAGAAGUUGUUAUUAAUAAAAUUUCAGCUACAAAGAUGUAA